Messenger RNA from Anoplopoma fimbria (sablefish), 1436 nucleotides. RefSeq names its product dehydrogenase/reductase (SDR family) member 7 (gene dhrs7). Gene Ontology annotation, molecular function: oxidoreductase activity. NCBI's taxonomy places the organism in Eukaryota, Metazoa, Chordata, Actinopteri, Perciformes, Anoplopomatidae. The record is from RefSeq and is a predicted model, not a curated record.
GACGUCGACAUCCUUAAGCUGCAGUUUAGUUGUGGCAGCAGCUUCAUGAAGCAGUAUGGCUUCUUAACUUGAACCAUUUCAUCAGAUGGACUGCUGCAUUGCAUCUGCCCUGUGGUGGUUUAUUCCACUUUGUUUACUUGUUCACUUCCUGUGUUUCUUCGCGGAUGCAGACUUCACUCUGCUCUGGGCAGGUCUGCUCGGACACCGGCCAGAGAAUAAACUGAAAGGGCUGGUGGUUUGGGUCACUGGAGCCUCCAGUGGUAUUGGAGAGGAGCUGGCCCACCAGCUGGCACGGUGUGGGUCACGUCUCAUCCUGUCUGCUCGACGUGAGGAUGAGCUAAAGAGGGUGAAACGUAGCUGUUUAGAGUGCUCCGACCUUCAGGAUGAAGAUAUUCGUGUUCUUCCACUUGAUUUGUUGGAGAGGACAUCGCAUGAGGAAAAAGCCAAAGCUGCAAUUCAGUUCUUUGGACAUAUUGAUGUCCUAAUUAACAAUGGGGGCCGAAGCCAGCGCUCUCUGUGCUUGGAGACCAGUCUUGAUGUGUAUCAGGCCUUGAUGGAGCUCAACUUCCUGGGUACGGUCUCCAUCACCAAGCAGGUGCUGCCGCACAUGACGCAGCGAGGCACAGGGAGCAUUGUGACUGUCAGCAGCGUCGUCGGCCUCGCAGGGGCGCCCCUGGCAACAGGAUACUCUGCCAGCAAACAUGCUCUUCAGGGUUUCUUUAAUUCUCUUAGGACCGAGCUGACUGACUUUCCAAACAUACUCAUCAGCACGGUGUGUCCAGGGCCUGUGCAAUCCCAGAUUGUCCAAAAUGCCUUUACGGAGGAAUUGCACAAGCCCAUGGCUACAGCAGGUAACCAGGAGCACAAGAUGCCAACGAGUCGCUGUGUGCGUUUAAUGCUGGUGGGAAUUGCCAAUGGUGUCAAGGAAAUGUGGAUUGCACAGCAGCCCUUCCUCCUGUUCUACUACAUCUGGCAGUAUGCGCCCACAUUUGCCUGGUUCACCACAAACAUGUUGGGCAGAAAAAGGGUGCAGAAUUUCAAAGAUGGUCUGGAUGCAGACACUGCUUACUUCACUAAGCCCAAAACCUCCUGAGAGAAACGCAUGUAUUCCUGAUGUCCCACCUGGAAAAUGAUAUACGUUUUUCUACAAAAAAUGUAUUUUCCUUCAUCCCAAAGAAAAACUUUUAAAGACAACUUCUGUGACAGCUCAGAGCGCAGUGUUUGACAGGGUCUGAUAAAAAUGGGUACGUUUUUAUUUCCGAAGUCUUUCAUCUCAAAUGUUAUAUGAUUAGAUUAGUUAUAUAACAAUCAUCUUCAGAGUAUGUUCAUUUCUGGCUGAAAGCCUACAUUAAUUAUGCAAUGGGGGUUAUAGAUUCAAUGUAACGAAGCACCAUCACUAACCUUUGAAAUGCCUAAUAAAAUGUUGUUGGGAUCAA